CUGUAAAAAAUGUCAAGACUUCACUUGUUCCAAAAGGUAGUCAACGUACUCGUCUACUUGUUUUUCCUUUCUGCUACUGUCUACUCUGUUGUUGGCCCCGCUCCUUCUGAUGAUGUCGAACACGAAGGACAGACAUAUAUUACACCCUCUUACUGGAUCGCUUAUAUUUGGUCUCUCAUCCAUUUCCUUCUCUUUGGUUUCAUCAUCUAUCAAUGGUUCGAACCUGCUCAUGAGGCUGCUAUUCAUGGCGUAGGCUGGCAUUUCGUUAUUUCUGUCAUACUUAGCUCUAUUUGGCUUGGUCUCUUGAAAAGUGGCCACUAUAUCAUCGGUUUCAUCUUUGUCCUUCUCACCGCUUCCUCUGUCUCUUGCGUCUUUUACAAGCUUUCCAAGGACUAUCCUGCCACAAGUUGGACCGAUAAACUCUUUAUCCAUGCUCCCUUCUCUUUGUGGCACGGUUGGAUCGUAUUUACUGCUGUUGUUAACCUCUUCCAAGCCUUCACUGGUGUCAAGGAAGAUGGUCCUUCUGUCUGGAUUCGUAUCCUCGUUAUCCUCGCCUUCAUUUUCUUGACCUCUACCGCUAUUGGCUACGUCGAAUACAAGAAGCACAAGGGAGAUGUCACAGGUGCCCUUGUGAUCGGUCUUGGUCUUUUGGCCAUUUUCACCAAUCAACAUGACCCUUGGAUCCACUGGUCUGCUUUGGUGGCUGCCGUCAUUACCCUCAUUUACCCUGCUCGUCCUUAUGUAUUUAAGCUUGUCGGACGUGACUCCAGUGCUGAAAAUGCUCCUCUUCUUGGUUAAGAAAAAAAAAGUGAAGCUUAUUUACAUGUAUACUCGUCCCCUCUUUUUUUUCUCCCUUUAAUGAAUAAUAUCGCUUUUUUUUGUUUAUGCAAGUAAUAAACAUGUAUUUUCUUUGUAAACAAAUU
This is a messenger RNA of Rhizopus microsporus ATCC 52813, 923 nucleotides long. RefSeq lists its product as uncharacterized. The transcript is spliced from 4 exons. NCBI's taxonomy places the organism in Eukaryota, Fungi, Mucoromycota, Mucoromycetes, Mucorales, Rhizopodaceae. The record is from RefSeq and is a predicted model, not a curated record. The coding region runs from base 10 to 798 and encodes 262 amino acids.